This is a messenger RNA of Protopterus annectens (West African lungfish), 2130 nucleotides long. Its product is annotated as extracellular calcium-sensing receptor-like. The record is from RefSeq and is a predicted model, not a curated record. Lineage: Eukaryota; Metazoa; Chordata; Ceratodontiformes; Protopteridae. Gene Ontology annotation, biological process: G protein-coupled receptor signaling pathway. The coding region runs from base 1 to 2130 and encodes 709 amino acids. The transcript is spliced from 5 exons. Gene Ontology annotation, molecular function: G protein-coupled receptor activity. Gene Ontology annotation, cellular component: membrane.
AUGGCGUACAGUCAAGAGGAAAAAGAUAGUGACAGACAGAUCAGCCAUGCAGCUGGCCACCCAAUACUGAGUGAUAAGGAUCAGUUUCCAUCUUUUCUUCGCACCAUGACAAGUGUAUACUCUCAAACAUUUGCCAUUGUAGAAUUCAUUAAACACUUUGCAUGGACCUGGGUAGGAAUUAUUUAUGCAGAUAAUGAUGUCAGUGUACAAGUAAGUCAGCAGCUGAAAGCAGAAUUAUUCAGAGAGCAUGUCUGUGUGGCAUUUUUUGAGUUGCUUCUAGUGCAAGGACAAAACAGAAUAGCUCACCUUGUAGAAACCAUUGUUGCUUCAUCUGCCACUGUAAUCAUGAUUUAUGCCUAUGCCCCAGAGGUAACCGUUAUAAUGGAGGAAAUGGCAAUGCAGAAUAUAACUGGCAAAGUGUGGGUGGCACCAACUUGGACAGAAGACUCUGUUUUUUCACAUAAGAAUCUCUGGGAAAUCUUACACGGUGUAAUAGCAUUCACAUCACCUGCUGGAUCUAUUCCUGGAUUUAAAGAGUUCCUUUAUAGUAUUCACCCACUGAAGUAUCCAGAAGAUAUUUAUAUGAAGCUCUUCUGGGCCACUGUAUUUAGUUGCAUGUGGACAGAUAAUGUAACAAUGGAAAAUGCACCAGAUGAAGGACGAAUGUCUGAUUCCAGGUUUUGCACUGGAAAGGAGAAUCUAGAAACUCUUGAAGAAAGCAUUUAUCCUGUCAAUAACUUCAGAAAUACCUACUGCAUGUUGAAUGCUGUCUACUCCUUAGCAUAUGCUCUACAAAACUUGCAGUCAUGUAAAUCUGGAGAAGGACCAUUCAGUAACCAAACAUGUGCAGACAAAAAACAUUUUGAACCAUGGCAGCUUCUGCAUUACCUUAAGAAAGUCCAUUUCAGAAACAAAAGUGGACAGGAAGUAUAUUUUAAUGAAAAUGGUGACACUCCAGGACUGUAUGAAAUUACUAACUGGCAACUAAUUUCUGCCGAUUCCUUCAGGAAUGUAAAAGUGGGAAUGUAUCAACAAUUAGAGACUGGCAAUCAUUUGUUUACUAUAAAUGAAAGUGCUAUUAUGUGGAAUGACAGAUACAUUCAGACUCCUAGAUCUGAUUGCAGUAACAGCUGCCCACCAGGGUACCGCAAAGCUUCAAUUCAAGGAAUGCCUUCCUGCUGCUAUGACUGUGUGCCAUGUUCUGAUGGGGAAAUUGCCAAUCAAACUGAUAUCACUGACUGUAUGAAGUGCCCAGAUGAUUCUUGGUCAAAUGAUGAAAACAUAAUCUGUAUCCUAAAGCAGGUAGAAUACCUGUCCUUUGAGGAUCCUAUGGGAGCAGUACUGACUGUAAUCUCCAUAGUAUUUGCCAUCAUCCCUGCAGCCACACUAUGGAUAUUUAUUAGACAUCAGGACUCUCCUAUUGUUAAAGCAAAUAACCGCAAUCUCAGUUACUUCCUCCUUGUAGCUCUCAUUUUGUGUUUCCUCUGCUCCUUGAUAUUCAUUGGGAAACCAAACAACACAAGCUGCUUAUUGAGACAGUCUGCAUUUGGUAUAAUAUUUUCUGUUUGUAUCUCUUUCAUUCUAGCAAAAACAAUUAUUGUAUUUAUUGCAUUCAGUGUAAGAAGGCCAGCAGGGUUCCUGCAGAAGUGGGUUGGGACCAAGACACCAGUUUUUAUUGGCCUUUGCUCUACCAAUCUGCAGAUCAUUAUAUGUACUCUUUGGCUUGGACUUUCAUCACCUUUCCAAGAAAAAAACAUGAAAUUAUACAAUGACAAAAUAAUAAUUGAAUGCAAUGAAGGGUCAGUUAUCAUGUUUUAUUGCAUGCUCAUGUAUCUUGGGCUUUUGGCAAGUGUGUGCUUCAUAGUUGCUUUCUUAGUACGAAAAUUACCAGGUAGAUACAAUGAGGCAAAAUUCAUUACAUUCAGCAUGUUAAUAUUUGUUAGUGUUUGGCUUUCAUUUAUACCAGCAUACCUCAGUACUAAAGGAAAAUAUCUUGUUGCUGUGGAGGUAUUUGCUAUAUUAUCUUCUGGAUUUGGACUUCUGAGCUGCAUUUUCUUCCCAAAGUGUUACAUUAUUAUAUUAAGACCAGAGAUGAACAUUAAAGAAUCUGCAACAAAGAGCUCAUGCUAA